CGUUAUCCGAAGGAAGAGUAGGUGAAGCUGUGCCAGAAAUAAGAACUUUGAUUUUACGUUUAGAGAGAAAGGAUUUAACAAAACUAAAUAUACGGGGGCCAACCUUCCAUUUGAUUAAUUGUCUUAAAACUACAUGUAUGCCCACGAGAUCAAACGCUUUUUCAAAAUCAAGCGAAAGAAGUGAAACGUGAUUUUUAUUAGAUAAAGCGUCACAUAUGAAGUGGUCAAGGUGUAAAAGAGCGUAGAUAGUGCUUUGUCCUUUUUUGAAUGCAACCUGAUUUGAAUGAAUGAGUUAUUGAAAUGGAGAACCCAAGAGAGUCUAGUAGCAAAAAUUUUUUCUAAAAGUUUUCCUAGACAGGGUAGAAGGGAAAUAGGACGAUAGCUGGUAACUACGCACGGAGGUUUGUCAGGUUUUAGAAUAGGAAUGAUUGCACUGGUUUUCCAGAUUUGGGGUAUGGUGGCAGUUCGAUAAAUAUUGUUGUAAUGGUUGAUACUCUGCGAGUGGUAGGCACCUUGUCGCGGUGCAGGGGCUUAAAUUGCAACACAUUACGGCAUCUCCCAGCCAUCAGGGGCGAUACUACACAGCAUCUCUCCUGGGGGCUGGCAGGGGCUGCAUGUGUGCAGCGACCGAGAGCUACCACCUCCUAAUCCAGGGUGUUAUGCGACAACCGUGCCCAUUGGAUGAUUUGCAGCCAGGAGGUAAAUUCGUCUGUAUUCGAACGGAGCCUUCCCAACACCGGGCCGCCUUGGGAAGUAACGGUGGCCUUACCGCGUCAAGGGGCUCUGGCGCGGCGGACCUUUCAGUUUCCACUUCAAUAAAAAUACGGUACGUACGAAAAAGAUGAGCAACAACAAAAACAAGAACAACAAACAAAAUUCAACAACAGACAAAGACAACAACCGAAACAGCAGCAUCAACAACAACAGUGCACGGCUGCACAAGCACCGCAAGCAAGAGUGGUCCGUGGGCUAGACGAAAGUUUAGCUUCCUGGAUGCUCUGUCGCCGGAAGAGCGAGCACUCUUCGAGGAGCACGCGCGUGACGACGUCGACAUGCCCUCUUGCAGCGGCACCCAACGUAGUGCGUCCAUCGCGACCACUGCGAACCACGCGAAUGCCGCCCCCACAACCCCCUCGAGCAGGAUCGACUGCGGAGAGGAGGGUGGUUUCACGAAAGUGGAAUCAAGUAGCGAGCGCAAAAGGAAACGGCAACGAGGGAACAUCCCAUGUACCCCGGAGCCAGGACGCCCAGGAGGUCACGACGACCCACGAAGAGCGGGAAUGAGUGGGGCCACUCUCAAGUGGUACCUCUGAUUCCUUCAGGACGGCAUGACACCGGAGACAGCUGAAAAGCGGGCUCUGAGUAGGAGCAGGGGGAGCAACCCCUCUUCUAAAAAUGCACAGCGCGCAGGUGUCAACGGUUCGUCUGCAACAAGACGCAGGAAUCAGAGGCGGCGCCGAGCCAAAGCAGCCUUGUCAGAGGGGCGAAGCGAAAUUAGGCCGGCACCCCAAGAGGCACCUAAUCGAACGGAGAAAAGGAAAAGCGGCCAAAUAACUCCUCAGGAGCCACCUAGGUCCAAGAAAAUCAGAGAGGACAAACCACAGGAGGCCAGGGGAAAAGGCUCCAACCCCAACCAGCAGCCGACGAGAGCCGUAAGCCGGAAGUACUCAGAAACCGUGAAGAGCAUCCGGAUGGCAGUGUUGCCCCGCAACUACCCGGCGGAGGCCCUAGGGUCGGAACAGCAGACGUCUCUCCAGAACUGCUUAGUGAAAGCCUUGUUCGUGGGCGACGAGUAUACCGGCGCCUUUAAUGGCAUCUUUUUCAAGGGCGGUAUGCUCCUGGUAGACUGCCAGGAUGAGAAGUCGGCCACCUGGCUAACGGGGACCACGCCAAGGCUAGUGGGUUGGAAUAGCCCGGCCCUGUGUGUUAAGAGAGGCGAGGAUAUACCACAACUGCACAGUAUGGCGGUAUUCUUCCCUAGAAGUGCGAACGAAAAUUACGAUUUCGCGCUUAGUUUAGUGAAAAACCAAAACUUGGGCUUAAGAACCACGGCGUGGAAGGUCGUAUCAAGCAGUGUUGUGGGUUCAGGGUGGAACCUCAACAUAACGGUAGAUGAUGAAUCCUAUAAAUACAUCAGGCAGAAGGGAUUCAAGCUAAACUUCCGCUUCGGCAAGGUGGUAAUGAGGCCAUGGAGGCCCAAAGCAACGCCGACGACGGACAAAGAACCCGCGACGGGGAUGACCGCAGCUCCGGCUUCAUCCGCAGCCAGCUCAGCAGGGCAGGAGGCGACUGCCUCUGUGGUUGCGGGAGAGCGGCACGAGUCCCCCAACGACCUCAUCCCGGCCGAGAAAGCUGUGACCACCGGCGUGGAUGAAAACAGGAGCAAUGAGCUCCCUAAGGAGCAAGAAAGCAUGCUGCCAUCCACCCAAGAGCUCCUGGAAGGGCUGGAUAUGCAGGUUGAUGAGGAUAUCGCGGACGAGGACCAGUCUCUCAUCGAACCCAUAUUAUAAGCUCCAGCGCCGGCAUAGAAGUUGCUCAGGUGAACCUACAUCACGCAUCGGCAGCCUGGCUGUCAUCGUGAAAAGGUUCAUUUCGGAUAACCUGGGCAUCCUCUUGAUCCCAGAGCCUUGGGUGGUUAAAGGAGAGGUAAGAGGCCUCAACACGAAAGGAAGCAAGAAUUUCUAACGCAAAAUCUGGUGGCGAUACAGGUGAAGGACAAGGAAGGUUCGGACUUCGUCCUCUCAUCCGCAUACUUCCCGGGGGAGACGGCCAUAGAAACCCUAAACAUAACCAUAAGCAGAGUAAGGCAGGCAGAUGGUAGAUCCACCACAAUUGGACUGGAGAGCAGACUAAGUGCAAUAAACCAGUCCAUUGUGGACGCCUAUCAUUGUGCUUGUCCACUGAAAGCGACCACCAGUAAACAAACGUGCCCCUGGUGGUCUAGUAAACUCUCAGCUCUCAGACAAAAGGUGCGAAGGCUGUUUAAUAAAGCCAAGCGCACAGGCAGCUGGGCAGAAUACAAACGGCACCUAACAAUCUACAAUAAGGAGAUCAGGCUUGCCAAGACAAACAGUUUCAGGAAAUUCUGUGACAGCGUCUCCUCGACCCCGGAGGCAGCUCGGCUGCAUAAGGCGUUGUCGAGAGGUAAGACGGACACAGUAUUAUCCCUAAAGAGACAGGACGGGACCUAUACGACUAGCGCGGAGGAGAGGGCAGAAACACUCUUACAGGCGCACUUCCCGGAGACGGUUCAAGUCGACCUAACUCCAGCAUCGGACAAACGCAGGCCGGACCGCUCAGACUGGUUGACUGCAAAGAAUUUGUUCACUGCGGACUCAGUCAGAUGGGCACUGGCCUCCUUCUCAAUCUAUAAGUCACCGGAAGUGGACGGCGUCUUCUCGGCCCUCUUGCAGCAAGGUAUGGAUACUCUCCUGCCACACCUGCUAGGUCUGAUGAGAGACAGCCUGGCAAUGUCGUAUAUUCCUAAGCCAUGCAGAAUUGCAAAAGUAAUCUUCAUCCCAAAGUAGGGAGGAGAGACUAUUCGCUAGCCAAAUCAUUCCGGCCUAUAAGUCUCACAUCCUUCAUGCUAAAGGGGAUGGAGAAAGUAAUAGAUAACCACAUUCGAUCGGAAGUGCUGAAGAACGCACCCCUACAUGCCAGGCAACAUGCGCACAGAACGGGCAGAUCCACAAACACUGCUCUGUGCCAACUCACGUCUGAGCUGCAAGAUUCGCUGGAUAACGGCGAGGUUGCGAUCUGCGCCUUCCUAGACAUUGAGGGUGCCUUUGACAAUGCGUCUCACACUAGCGUGAUCAAGGCACUUAAGAGAAGGAACGUUACCACUCCAAUAUGCAGAUGGAUAGAAGCCCUUCUGCGUACUAGGGUAGCGGAAACAACGGUGGGGGAAAGCAAGAUUCAUCUUGGCACCACAAGGGAUUGCCCACAGGGGGGAAGUACUAUCCCCUCGCUAUGAAGCUUGGUAGUAGACAAACCCCUCGAGUUGCUCGCCAGCAAUGGAAUCCGCUGUCAAGGGUACGCGGAUGACAUCGUCAUAAUGGCGAGAGGCAGAUUUGAAAACACUCUCUCUGACAUUGUACAAAGGGGCUUAAACCUGGCGAAAGGAUGGUGCAACACGGUAGGGCUAAACAUCAACCCAGCAAAAACUACCGUAGUCCCAUUCACUAGGCGGAGAUCUCUUCCGGGCCUGAGGUCCCUAACAUUAGGAGGCACAGAGGUGGAAAUGUCGAAAGAAGUCAAAUUCCUUGGCCUCACUUUAGACUCAUCACUACGGUGGAGUAAGCAUUUGGACUUAACGCUGUCCAAAGCAACUAGAGCACUUAUGGUAUGAAGACGCCUGGCCGGCAGAUCAUGGGGUUGUAAGCCAGGAAUCAUUAGAUGGCUAUAUAUAUAUAUCAUGAUAGUAAGGCCUAUUAUCACCUAUGGAGCGGUGGCUUGGGCCACCAAAGCAGCUCAGUCUUCGGUGAUCCGGAGACUAUCAAAGACUGCCUGUGUCUGUGCUUCGGGGGCAAUGCGCACAUGCCCCACUGUGGCACUGGAAGUCAUAUUGGAGCUCACACCGCUGCACCGGGUGAUAAAACAAGCAGCAAACCACACCAUGCUGCUAAUGUCAGCAGAAGGCUGCGGUAGAGGAAAGUUAAUGUCCUCCAGACAGAUGGACGUACUGGCGGAAAGCACACCGCUAGUCCUCCUCCCAAAGGACGGCACAACAAAGAAAAUAAACUUCAAAAGAAAUUUCAAAGUUACUCUCGGCAGCAAGACGAGGUGGAGCGAUUCCACGCUGGAAAGACUGUACCAUUCAGUGGUACACUGAUGGCUCCAAAACACCGGAAGGUAUUGGGGCGGGUAUUGCGGGACCGCGUACUAAGCUGUCCGUACCAAUGGGCUGCUUCCGCAGUAUCUUCCAGGCUGAAGUUUUUGCCAUAGGUCAGUGCGCUGAAGUCAACCUCAGCCGCAACUAUCGCAACCAGCGUAUAGCUAUUCUCAGUGAUAGCCUAGCGGCACUAAAGACGAUUUCAUCAUAUGAGAUCAAAUCGCUUUUAGUUGAGGAACGCUUAGAAAGGCUAAACCGCCUGUCCUUGUGCAACCGGGUGCACCUAAUUUGGGUGCCAGGGCACAAAGGAAUAGAAGGAAACGAGAAGGUCGACGAACUGGCCCGCGCUGCGGCAGCGUCCAAGGUGAUGGGACCAGAACCAUACAUAGCGGUAGGAUCCCACACUUUUAAGGAGCUGCUCCGCAUGGAGGAAAGAACGGAGAGAGAACGGCAUUGGCAACAAUCAUCAGGCAUGCGCCACGCCAAACUGCUACUAGGGGGGUACAGUCUCUCCAGGUUCAAGAAACUAUUCACCUCCCCCGUGACAAAUUCCGUCUCCUCGUCGCAAUUUAUACAGGGCACUGCAGGCUCAGGAAGCACUUGUUGAACAUGGGCAUAGUCUCCUGUGCUAACUGCCGGUUCUGUGACCUGGAACAGGAAACACCAGCACACCUAAUCCUGGAUUGCACAGCAAUUUGUGGAUAUGUAAGCAGGGAUCACAUCACCUCAGUAGCGCCCGGCAAACUCCUAGAGCUAUUCAGGGGGACUCUGGGAAGACAUGUGAUAUCGUAGAUGGCACAAUAGACCUUAGGUCGCGGUGCAUUACCUCAUAACAUUUAUCUAUCUAUCUAAUGGUUGAUAAGUCGCUUGAGGAGAUGAGAAGGAAGAUGUUUGAUGAUGGGAUAGGAAACUUUAUCUAACCCAGGCGUUUUACCUUUAACCGCAGGAAGAGCUAUAUUGAGUUAUAUUAAAGAUGUAUCUGAGUAGAGAUAUUCGGCUGAAGGGAAUAAAACAGAUGAAACGUAAUUAUAGGCAAGUAAAGAGUGCUUAUUAGACGAGUAUUCAGAAGAGAAAUUACAAUCAGAAGAUUUUGACGAGAAAAAUUUGGGGAAUUCUAAAGCUAUAUCCUGUGGAUAUAGUAGAUUGCCUUGAGAGGAAUUGAGUGAGAUAAUAGGAGAGAAAGAAAUAUUGCCAGAUAGUCCUCUUAUAUUUGACCAAAUCAUUUUAGGGUCAGAAGAGGAAUUAAUGCUGCUGGUAAAUGUCUGGAAAGAUUUAACUUUUGCUUGCUUCGCUUUUCUUCUGAAAAUGGCAUGAGCUUUUUUAUAAGCAACAAGGUUUGAUGACGAACGAUUUUGUUUGAAAUGAUGCCAUGUUUGUUGCUUAUGCAGUCUAAGAGAAGAUGGCUCACUAUCCCACCAAGGAGGGUUAUGAUUACGAGGUUUAGGUGAGGUUUGUGAUCUAGAUUGAUUGGCAGCAGAUCUUAUAAUCUUCUGAAUCCUAGAAGUUUCCUGAUUAAUAAUAUCUGUAGAAGGGAGGGUGUCUGAGUAACGUAAACAAAAUUCUUGAAAUUUGGGCCAAUCAGCUGAAUCAGUGUUAAAAAAUAUUCUGGGUUUGAAGAAAUUGGAAUUAUGGGAGGAGAUUUUGGCUAUGAUAGGAAAAUGAUCGCUACCAUGCAAAUUAUCUAAUAUAUGUACAAUGCCAAACAACUUUGGGAGAGAGUGAAGUGGAACAAAUUGUAAGAUCUAUAUGGGUGUAGGUGGAAUGAGUGGAGAAAUGGGUAAGGGAACCAUCAUUGAGGACAACAAAGUCCGACCAGAGGACAGCAUCCUCAAUAAUGCGGCCCCUGGAGUUAGUUGAAGAAGAACCCCAAAGAGGGGGCAUUGAAGUCAUCAGCCAGUAAAAAAGGAGUCGAGCCAGAAGGGAAAAGGUUAAAGAAGUCUGCUGAAGUAAAAGUUUGGUGAGGAGGGGAAUAUGCACAGAUAAUUAUUAUUUUUUGGGGGGAGGGAAUUUCGAUGACAACGGAAGAGAUAUUCGAAGGAGAUAUUGGGAGAAUAUUAUGCGGUAUACUUCUCUUAAUCAGGAUUACAAUACCUUGUUUGCUUGAUGUGACGAAAGGAAGGUUAUAAAAGUGACCAGCAUAGGCUUUUGGAGUAUGAGCUGAUAUAUUGUUUGCAAUAUGUGUUUUGUUUAAUAAUAUUAUUUAUUUUUUAAUUAAAAUUUCAAGUUCAAAGUAGUUAUUAAUGUAUCCGUUAAUAUUCCAUUGAAGAAAAGUUAACAUAGAAAAAUAAAGAAAAUUAAAGUAUAAUAACAUAUUGUUUGCAAUAUGUGUUUUGUUUAAUAAUAUUA
Molecule: messenger RNA, 7177 nt
Organism: Bactrocera neohumeralis
Lineage: Eukaryota; Metazoa; Arthropoda; Insecta; Diptera; Tephritidae
Exons: 2
Coding region: 1329-2510 (393 amino acids)
Source: RefSeq, a predicted model, not a curated record